GUCAAAACCAGUCGAAGUGCUAUGCUGAGGUGCCAUUGAAGUAGCGAAGGAUGUUCGAAAACAAAUCAAAUAUGGAUGGGUUAAAAAGUGGACUAAAAGGCGAAAAAGAAUUGAAAUUAGAAGAGGAAUUCAACAAUUUUAUGUACAAAGUCAACGAAGUUUCCAAUAUAAUGAAAAAACUAACAUCAGAUGAUGAACGUGAGCAAGAGAUAGGUGACCUGGAAGCAAAAAAAUAUCUCGGAGAAGAUAAUGAAAAAGUCCUUGAAAAUAUCAAUGAAGAGGAAAUUGUUUUAAGUGUAAAAAGUAACAAAACUGUCUUAAACAAGAACAUUUGUAGAAAGGAGAGUAAGGAUAAAACUACUAUGUCACAAGAGGCAUUUAUGAACGAGGUGUCUAAGGACGCAGAGAGAAGAUACCAAGACAAAAUGAUUCGAAAGGAAAAGAUGGAGACAUUCAAAAAGCGAGCUACUCUUGCGUUCAGGCGUGGUGAAUAUGAGAAGGCGUUAACAUUGUAUAAUAAGGCUAUAGAACAAAUCAAAGACUGCUGCUUUCUCUACAAUAACAGAGCCUUAACUUGUAUCCAUUUGAAACUCUAUUCAAAAGCUAAAGACGAUCUAACGGAGUGGGCGCUCAGAUUGAAUGAAGAUUGUUUGAAGUCAUGGUUGCUGCUUGCAAAAGUCCAUUAUUUAGAAAAUAAUAUGGAGGAAUUUCACAAAGCCAUUGCUGAGGCAACUGAAAGAAAUCCUGAAGAUAGUAACUUCAUAAAAGAUUAUGUGAUCCAGUUACAGCAAACCGAAAAGGCAUGAAACUUCAAUUACAAUGUUUAUAUUUUACAAAUAAAACAUCAGCUUAGUGUC
Messenger RNA from Acanthoscelides obtectus, 857 nucleotides. The record is from the annotation of a GenBank genome assembly. NCBI's taxonomy places the organism in Eukaryota, Metazoa, Arthropoda, Insecta, Coleoptera, Chrysomelidae.